This is a messenger RNA of Colletotrichum truncatum, 1191 nucleotides long. RefSeq names its product glycoside hydrolase family 53 protein. NCBI's taxonomy places the organism in Eukaryota, Fungi, Ascomycota, Sordariomycetes, Glomerellales, Glomerellaceae. Gene Ontology annotation, biological process: pectin catabolic process. Gene Ontology annotation, molecular function: glucosidase activity. The record is from RefSeq and is a predicted model, not a curated record.
AUGCGGACUCUAAAAAUCAUCAAGAUGUUGUUCUCAAUCGCUCCUGUUGCUUUGACCUUCCUGACACUCAUAUUCCCUGCAACAGCAACGCCACAACUUCCUCCUCGUCGGCCAAAGUUCUACUACGGCCAUGACAUUUCCAGCGUCAAGUGGCUUGAGGAUUCUGGGGCGUCCUUCAAGGAUUCGGCCCGCCAUAACAAGACAAGACCACUCGAGGACAUACUUGGAGAUGGCGGUAUGAAUGCGGCGCGACUCCGCCUCUGGGUCGAUCCUCCCUCAGGAGACCACAAUCUGGAGUACAAUCUUGAGCUCGCCUCUCGGCUCUACAAAAAGGGUUACGCAAUCUAUCUCGAUUUUCAUUUCUCGGACAACUGGGCCGACCCGGGAAAGCAAAUUACGCCAGCAGCUUGGCCAACCACUUUCGAUGCUCUGUCUAAAACCCUUCGCAAUUAUGUUAAGGACACGCUAAUUGCUUUUCACAAAGCCGGCAUCGACCUCGCCAUUGUCAGUCUCGGAAAUGAAGUCACCCAUGGGAUGCUUUGGCCACUUGGUUACGCAACUAUUGAUAUCCAUCCCAAAUCGUCCAGAAUCGCCAAUUUCACAGACUUCGCCAGACUUUACACGUCUGCUCGUGGAGGGGUGGAUGAUGCGGUCCGUCGUGGCGUUUCCAAGCCUGACACGAUGCUUCAUUUAUCCUUUGGCUGGAACUCGACUCUUCAGGAGAUCUUCUACGAAACCCUCAUCGAGACGGGAAUCGUGAAGCCUGCGGAUUGGGACGUUUUUGGCAUCAGUUUCUAUCCUUGGAACGGACUCCGAGCAACCUAUGACAAUCUGCGCAAAACAAUUGGUGUUUUCACUUCGCCUCCAUACGUGAAACCGGUCCAUGUCGUCGAGACAGAUUACCCCGUCUCAUGUCCCGCUCUGAAUAUAUCAAAUGCUGAUAGACUUACCCUUAGUCCCCAAGGACAGACAGACUGGGUUCGGGAGGUUGUUGACAUUCUGAAAGAGACACCCAAGAAUCUCGGCAGGGGUAUAUGGUACUGGGAACCCGCGUCUAUCGACAAUCCGCCACUGGGAAGUGCAUGCGAGGAUGUGCUUCUUUUCGACCGCCAAAUCACAAGUGAUUCCAAGCUGGUCGGUUACUCAAGAGAAAGCGUUAACAUGUAUAAACCAAAGAAGAGGCACGAAUGA